CAGCGAUGUUCAGACAUCAACACCAACUCGAGCGUACACUCCCUGGCUUCAUUUUCAGUCUCAACGCUGUUGUCAGCAUGCCAUUAAUAUCAAGCCUUCUCCGCGAACCCACCGUCACCACCGCAGCCAUCGCGGCGUUCGUGACCUUUGCGCUUCUCCUGCUUCGUCGGGCGCGCGCCUCUACCACCAGCGGAGGCUCUCUGCGCCAGUGCACGCUUCCUGGCCCCAAACCGUGGCCGCUCGUCGGCAACGUGCGCGGGAUGGACGUGAGCGCGCCAUGGAAGAGCUACAAGCGAUGGAGCGAGACGUACGGCCCGAUUUUCCGCACGCGGCUCGUCGGAUUUGAUAUCGUCGUCAUCAGCGACGAGCGUAUCGCGCGCGAGCUUCUUGACCGCCGCUCGGGCAAGUACUCGUCCAGGAUGUGGUUUCCCACCGCCGAGCCAUACGGCUUUGGGCGGUACACCACCCUGCUUGAGUACACCGACACGUGGCGGCACCACCGCCGCGUCAUGCACCAGCACCUCCGCAUCGACGCGGUGCGCAACUACCGGCCCAUGCAGCUCCGCAAGGUGCGCCAGCUGCUCGAGAACAUGCUCGCGAGCCCCGACGACUACAGAGAACAUUUCCAAACGUUCGCAGCAUCGAUCAUCAUGGCCGCCGUGUAUGGCUACCAGGCGCGCGCAGUCAAGGACCCGCUCGUGGAGAAGGUGAACCACUCGCUCGAGGUUACUGUCCGCGUCAGCUCGCCCGAGCUCGCGAUUCUCAUUGGAGUCUUCCCUUUCAUCAAAUACAUCCCCACCUGGUUCCUGGGUGGAAGCCUGAACGCCGCAUCAUGCAGGCGAGGCAAUGACGAACAUGUUUCAGAGCCGUUCAAGUAUCUCGAGGAGACCAUUGAACCCGAUUCCUCGAUACCGAGCAUGGCAUACGAGGGCCUGCGCAAUGCGAAGAAGGCUCAGGACAGCAAUACUCAGAUCGCACUCCUCCAGAAUAUUUGUGGCACGGCAUUUGGCGCCGGCGCAGAGACAACGGCUUCCUCUCUUAUAGACUUCGUCCUGGCCAUGGUGCUCUACCCGGACGUGCAGGAGCGCGCGUACGCGGAGAUAACCCGCGUGUGCGGCACGGACCGUCUGCCUACAUUCGAGGACCGACCUGAGCUUCCAUUCAUUGACGCCGUCGUCCGCGAGACGCAGCGGUGGGCGCCGGUCGUUCCAAUGGGUAUCCCUCACUUGACCACUGAAGACGACAUAUACGAGGGCGAGUUCAUCCCCAAAGGUACAGCAGUCGUAGUCAACAUCUGGGCCAUUUGCAACGACCCCGCCCGCUUCCCCGCCCCCUCCGACUUCCGCCCCGAGCGCUUCCUCUCUCACGACGGCAGCUCGCUGGCAGACGACCCAGACCUCAACGUGGACCUCGUCUUCGGCUUCGGACGGCGCAUAUGCCCCGGCAAGCACCUCGCCGAGGCAUCGCUGUGGCCCGCGUUUGCGGCGAUGCUCGCUGUGUUCCGGUUCGAGAAGGCGGGCGCGUUCGAGCCGGAGUGGUCGAGCGGGUCUACGUCGUGUCCGCGCCCGUUCCCGUGUAGGAUCGUUCCGAGGGAUCCGAGGAUGGAUGCGAGCCGGUUGGCGGAGAUGUAGAGAGCGUUUAUUUUUACGACCUUCACAACUUGAACGUUCUCGAGUGCUACGAGCAUUGACGAUACAUUCACAAGGUAUUAGCUUCCUUUUCAUUAGAAGGUGGGUAAUUACAAUAAAUGGGCGGUAAUGGAUAUUUUAUAGAGUGUUUGCGACAAUUCAGCUCACAGCACUGUGGAAGAUAUGCUUAGAUGCCACUCCAGUGCUCCAGUGGAACGCACGUAUGGCUUAACUUACUAUCUAGCAAUCAUGUUCAACAACACUCACUCUUAUUUCCACUAAGGCAACCACCUGAACUACUAUCUGUUUUGACUCAAACCAUGCCUCCUGGGCCGCAAGCGCGACUCGGCGCAAAGGGUCCCGGGACUGUUCCUUUGUCUUUCUUGAGGCUCACACGAUACCCGUGCAGGCAUGUCGUCAACACGCCGUAGCUCCAGUGAGUCGUACCACAGCCGUGUCUAAGCCGCCGAUGCAUGAGCUAUGACUACUCGCCCCGGCUGGACUGUGGCUGCUCCGAUUUGAUCCCACUGCCGUCCAACAAAUACUAUACAACGUAAUGAAGAGACGUAAUAAUCAACUUGAACAUGGGCAUGAGGCUCACCAAUCACCGACGAUCUCCAAAAUCAGCACUGGAAGCCCGCGAGAUAUAU
Messenger RNA from Coniophora puteana RWD-64-598 SS2, 2278 nucleotides. RefSeq names its product cytochrome P450. The coding region runs from base 78 to 1631 and encodes 517 amino acids. Lineage: Eukaryota; Fungi; Basidiomycota; Agaricomycetes; Boletales; Coniophoraceae. The transcript is spliced from 12 exons. The record is from RefSeq and is a predicted model, not a curated record. Gene Ontology annotation, molecular function: oxidoreductase activity, acting on paired donors, with incorporation or reduction of molecular oxygen; iron ion binding; heme binding.